UUUACAAUCACACCACAAGUAGAAACAAUCAAACUCAAAUUCAAAUAAACUAAUUUUAGUCUCUGAUAUUUUUCCUUGUCAAUGACAGGCUGCAAGAUACUCUUCCUCCUGGUUUUAGCUCUUGUCAUUACUUUUGUCUCGGCUGCUCGUCUUCUUGAUGAAGAAGAAGAUCUUGGGUUAGUCCCUAUGCCUACCACAAGUCCUGGUCCAUUGCCAACUGCUGGUUCAGGUCCUUUGACUACAUUAACUGGCCCCGGACCUCUACCAACCACUGGUUCUAGUUCUUUACCUGUUGCUAGUUCAGGUCCCUUUCCUACUACUGGCCCUGGCUCUCUACCAACCACCGGUUCUGCUCCUUUUCCGGUUGCUACUUCUGGUCCUUUGCCUGCUGCUGGUUCAGGGCCUUUCCCUGCUGCUACAGCCACCGGUGUAGGGUCAACGACCAGUGGUUCAGUUCCAGACCACACCCUGGUUUUCUUUAUGCAUGACAUACUCGGUGGCUCAAAUCCGACAGCCAGAGCUGUGACUGGAGUCGUUGCAAACCCAGCUCUCAGUGGCCAACUUCCAUUUGCCAAGCCCAACGGCGCAAACCUCCCUGUCAACAACGGCUUUCCAUCCAACAAUAACAACAACGGAAUCCUCAACAACAACAACGUCCCACUCCUCGUCGGGCUGGGCGGAACUACUUCCAGCAUUCUACAGAACAACGGAGACAACCUCUUGAACGGUCUCCCCGUGGCCAAUGGUGGUCAGCUCCCGUCGGGUUCGUCUCUCCAAAUGCUCAUGUUUGGAACAAUGACGGUGAUGGACAACGAGCUAACCGAAGGGCAUGAACUAGGGUCAGGUCUGCUUGGCAAAGCCCAGGGCUUCUAUGUAGCCAGCGCAGUUGAUGGAACCAGCCAGACAAUGGCUUUCACGGCUAUGUUCGAGAGUGGUGGUUAUGAAGAUAGCAUAAGUUUCUUCGGUGUACACAGAACAGCUGCAUCGGAAUCUCAUCUUGGGGUUAUGGGUGGUACGGGGAAGUAUGUGAAUGCGAGAGGCUACGCCAUCGUCAAGACAUUUACAGGUGGCACCGGAAAUACACAGCAGCCACACCAGUUCACAGAUGGGCUUGAGACUGUUCUUGAAUGCACCGUUUAUCUUUCUUACUAGUUUUUUUCUUUCUUCUUGUCAUCUAUUAUUGAAGUUUGUUGUCUUCUUUCGUCUUUGUCAUCUUAAUAUGUAACAGAACCUAUUAAUUGACAACAAAUCUCCUCUAGUUACGAGUUAA
This is a messenger RNA of Raphanus sativus (radish), 1270 nucleotides long. RefSeq names its product dirigent protein 25. The coding region runs from base 82 to 1152 and encodes 356 amino acids. Lineage: Eukaryota; Viridiplantae; Streptophyta; Magnoliopsida; Brassicales; Brassicaceae. The record is from RefSeq and is a predicted model, not a curated record. The transcript has a single exon.